Ogataea philodendri is the source of this 609-nucleotide messenger RNA. RefSeq lists its product as uncharacterized. The transcript has a single exon. The coding region runs from base 1 to 609 and encodes 202 amino acids. The record is from RefSeq and is a predicted model, not a curated record. Lineage: Eukaryota; Fungi; Ascomycota; Pichiomycetes; Pichiales; Pichiaceae.
AUGACAACACUCAACAUAUUAAUUUAUGCUUUGUGUUUGUUUAGCGCCCAGAUAACCGCCCAGCGGAUUAUCGGGAAGUUCGAGCUGCCCCAAGCCGGUCUUGCGGACCCUGCUCGUGCGUUUGUGCGUGUUUCCAACGCCACAUGGACUGGCCACUACCACCUGAAUCGCCACGGCGAGUUCUCCCUUACUGGUUUGUCUGUCGGGGAAUACGACCUGGCACUCAAUUCGCUUGAUUUUGCACUCGCAUCCACAAAUUUCUACACCUUGGCGGUCCACGACGACGGAUACGACGUGUACCAAAAUGUUCCUGGCAUAUUAGCCAGUAACACUCCUGUGCCACUUGCAUCCAAACUCAAUUUCAGUGCUGAAAACGUUCGUGUGAAACGGUUUGCGGACCCUGACCAAACCUCUGGAAUCCUCGAGAUGAUCCCCUUCUGGGGAGUGCUGAAACAGUACCCCAUGCUGGGAGUCGUGAUGGGGGUGAUGGUGGUGAUUGCAUUGAUGCCGACGAUUGUUGGGUUCAUCGACCCGGAAUUCAGUGAAAGAGUGCUACAGGCGCAGCAACAGGUCGCCGACAACCGCAAACCUGCUCCCCCCAAACAAUAA